Molecule: messenger RNA, 4443 nt
Organism: Osmerus eperlanus (European smelt)
Lineage: Eukaryota; Metazoa; Chordata; Actinopteri; Osmeriformes; Osmeridae
Gene: bahd1
Product: bromo adjacent homology domain containing 1
Exons: 8
Coding region: 462-2831 (789 amino acids)
Biological process (GO): heterochromatin formation; negative regulation of DNA-templated transcription
Cellular component (GO): chromatin silencing complex
Molecular function (GO): chromatin binding; transcription cis-regulatory region binding
Source: RefSeq, a predicted model, not a curated record
UGAUGCGUCAACAGUAAAAGCGGACGAUGCUGUUAUGUAAAAAAAAAAGUGAAGUGUGCGGAGGUCUUUCAAACCGCAGACAGCGCUCGAAGCUGGAUAGAUCGCUACGCAACUCAAACCGAACAGCCCGCUGAAUGUUUUCUCGGGACUUGCGGAGCCUCCCUGGUACACCUGACCGAGUGACCGAUCACAGUUAUUACACAUUUAGGACAGUUGUCCUUUCCUUUUUACCCCUUUUCAGUAAUAACACAUAAUCACACCCUGAAGAUCUUCUGUGAACUUAUGUCAUCGUAAACGAAAGAGAAUUUACUUAAGGGUGGACUUGGCAGGUGGCUCGCACCUUGGGGUGUGUGGUGCUGACUACAUUACCCACAAUGCCCAGUGUCAGAUGGACUUCCUGAUCAGCUGUUGCAUUCAACCCUGGGAGUAAUCGGGCGGGGCCUCUGCCACAUGCUAAGGCCAUGGGCGGAGCCAACCCUGACAUGCCAGCAAAACGAGGGAGGCCUCCGAAGGUGAAGAGAGGCAGGAGGAAAGGGAGUAAGGAUAUGAGAAUGCAAGAGGAGGAGUCAAUUAAGGAACCAGGGUUGAGUGAGGGGGAGACCUUAGGCUGUCGUGUCCUUCUCACUCGUCUGGAGGAGAAGCGGGCUGUGGGUGGCAAGGACGGGGGGAGGAGAGGAGGGAGAAAAAAGAUUCAGACCAAACCCUCCAAGUCUGUACAAAAGACCUUCACAGCCAAUCAGAAUGCACCAGAACCCAAAAAAAGCAACCAAUCAAAUGCCUUAUUUCCCACGUUACCUCCUCUGGAGCUACGCAAACGGAGACUGGCCUCUCUCAACGCAGAGGCUGUCAACAGCCUGCUGCUGCAUAGACAGGAUUCUUCGGGGCCAACGCUCACCAAAAAACGUAUAGAGAGACAGGAUUCCAAAAACGAUCCUAAGACAAAGAAACCACAUUCAGGAAGUCCUCAAAAACACAAACGAGCCAAGAUGGAGGAAGCGGGCUUUGACCUGGCAAGUUUGACCACCCCCACCCCGCGUCGUCAGGCUGGGCUCAUGGCAACAGCGUUGCUCAGGCUCUCCAGCACCCCCCGCAGUGGGAGAUGCCGAAGUGUCAAGCGUAGGUGUGAGAAACAAGUCCACUCCAAGCUAGAGAAACAACAGGUCCGACACCAGCCUCUACCCCGAAUGAUGUUGGUACAACGGUGCUGCGGUCUGUGUGACAGGGAAUGCAGCCAGGAGGGGGCCCAGAGGACAGGGCCUUCAGAGGGGCAGGGGUGCCUCCUGCAUGGGCCACAGAGUUCUUCUCUCAGGCUUGUGAAGGAGGAACAGGCCGAGAUGGACUUGACCCCCACAUCCUGCUGCCCCUCCUCCCAGGGAAAGUGCAAGGAGCACUGCCAAUGCCUAGCCCUACUGAUGGACCACAGGAGUUACCAGGAACCAGAGGAACAUUGUCUAACCAAGGGUUACCACCUUCACCUUCACUCCCCCCAUGCCUUAGCCUACCCUGCCUUAACCAUUGGUCCCCACACUCUUCCACACUCCCACCUUCGUCCCUGCUUUUCUGGUUACUACAUCCACCUCACCCACCAUAAUCCCACCUCACCUCCCCACAGCGCCAACCCACUGCCUUAUCCUCCUUCCACCAUGUCCUCUAUCACACUGUGCCCGGAGGGAGUCCACAGUCAAAGGCUACUGCCCCAGACAGACCCUGAGCCCUGGCUCCAGCCCCAGGCCUCAGGGAUCCCCCAGUCUGCCUACUGCCCCUCAGUAGGGGUUUGUUACAGGGAGGCCUGCAGGACUGGUGGCUACACAUACACUGCUGUACCAGCCAUCCCAAGCAGCGGGUGCUCUCAACACGCAGGCUGUCCCAGCUGCUGCCACCAUAUCAAAAUCGAGGACUUCUCUUCAUCUUCCCUGGAGGUCUGUAGUGCCCAUGCCUGCUCUGCCCACCGGCCCCUCUCUGGCUGCCCCAUGCCCACUGUGCCUCCCCCAGCCCAAUCAAUUCCCCACCUCAAGACACCACUCUCAGACCCCAACCAACCCCAGGCUCCAUUGCGGGUGGGGAGGGAGUGUCCUCAGAGUGCCAAAGCACCUAGUGGCUCGCGGUCUGCCGUGCGUGGGGGUGUUUCCCCCACGUGUUGCCCUGAGGUGAGAGACAAGCAUCGCUCCAGGCCGGCCAGUGCUAGUGGACAUGCCAGACAGGCCAGGGACAGACCAGGCCAGGUCAAGCAAAGCAGAGCAGGCCGACAGAGGGAGACUAAUGGCUGGCUGCCUGUGGGGAAGCCCUUCCAGAAGGAGGUCUUUACUGUGGGGGAAGAGGCUCCUGUUUUGAGGAAGUGUUUCGAGGGCGUCCAGCGGGAUGGUGAGGUCAUCAGGGUCAGAGACACCGUCCUCUUACGCUCCGGCCCCAGGAACAAGUCCCUCCCCUAUGUGGCCAAAAUCUCUGCACUCUGGGAGGAGUCUGAGUCAGGAGAGAUGAUGAUGAGCCUGUUUUGGUACUACCGCCCAGAACACACACAGGGAGGGCACAAUCCCAGCAUGCAUUGUGAGAAUGAGAUCUUUGCUUCCCGUCACCAGGAUGUAAACAGUGUGGCCUGUAUUGAAGACAAGUGCUAUGUGCUAACGCUAGCCCAGUAUUGCAGAUUCCGUGCCUUGGUGGCGAGUCGUGGAGAGGGUCACCCUGGUCACACCUCCCUGGUCCCACCACCCUCCUUCAACCACACUCUUCCCGACCCACGUCCUUUACCCCCGGACGUCAACCCCAACCUUGUGUUUGUCUGUCGUCACGUCUACGACUUCCGCUAUGGACGGGUCCUGAAGAACCUGCAGUGACGAGGACGGGUGAGGUCGGAACUAGGAUGUACCUGUUGUAGGAAGCAGGUGUGGACAAACUAAUGGUAGCUCGGCCCUUCCAUGCCUGUGAGAACCCUCCAGUGAAUGAUGUGACAUCCUGCAGCGGUGGAGGUCAUAGAACAGCUUGAGGAUGUUAUGGGAAGCCCAGUGGCUCUUGGAUGAACCUGCUGAACUGAGAUCUCCAUGGGAAUAAGAGAGAGAUGAGAUGUCAUCCACCUGACAGAACCUCCAAGGAUCUUGGUGGAGCAGAGGAGCGGUAUGUGAGAUCAUCUCCUGAUGAUCCAGAUGAGGUCUGACUCAUCAAAUUCUGGGUUCAGAUACAACAGCCAAGGCACUGAUCUCAUAACCGAUCUCUGCUAAACAGUUUUGGAAGCAAACAGCAGAUUCCACUUUAAAACAGUUGUUGGCUGUUGUACAACUGUAGUGUCUGGUGAGGACCACAUUGCCACAGAACCAGGGAGAUGAUUCAGUCAAGAAGGGGAGCCGUGUUCAGCACAAAUAACUUGUUCCUGUAUAGCCGUUUUGAGAAAUUAGGGAUUCAAUGUGCGACCCAUGAUUUUGCAUAGUCAUCUGUAUACAUUUUGUUGACCAAAUUUAUUUUGAAAAAUGUGUUUCUAUUUAUGACAGAAUGACUCAAUUUAGCAUUUAGAUGAAUUAUUUACUCACAAGUGAUCUUCUCUCUGGCAAUGGUAAUUAUUUAUUUCUAUAAGGAGAAAAAUGUAUUUAUUUAUAAGUGUGUCCUGAUUUUGUGGAGACUUUGAGGCAAGUUAUCCUUGAGUAGGAGUGGUUCAGGUUAGUACAGUCCUGUUUAAGUGUCAGAGUUGGAAACCAAGGAACCAGUAGUAAGAGAAGCUAAGCCACUGGACCAAAUUCCCAUGCCCUUGUCCUCCUAAGGUUAUCACAAGCCUUUUUAGUUUACCCAACCUGAACUGACCAAUACAAGCAGGGUUUUGAACCCAUUACCAUGCAUGCUCUAGCCUUACACCCAGCAGGUAGAGAUUAUGUUGAGGUCUAGACCACCACCGUCCCCUGUCUGAGUAGCUCUCCAAACCCACCUGUCUCUCAUACGUAGGCCUUCUGUAUGUAUGAAAGGGGCCAUGUGUGUUAGGGCAGGGAAGGGGAAAGCCAGGCACAACCCAUCAGGUUUCCAGGAUGAGACUCACUGGUUGAACUUCUGUGUAGAAGAUUGAAUCAGGGAGUGAGAGAGAUUUCUAUUACGCCUGUCUCUGUGCCUGUCUUUACUGGACUGGGAACCAGUAGCCCCGUUUUAGCGCUAAAGUAUAUCUGACAUGCCUUUUCUGGACUGCUAUUGAUUUACUAGUGUUGAUUGGUGUGGUCUCUGAGCAUUGCUACGAUGUAUGUACCAAAAAAAAGUUAUGAAGGGGACUAAAGUGUCACAAUGAACUCAUUCCAAGAUUUAUACAAAUGUUUUUGGUUCGUUUGAGGUUAUGGAGGAUCUAGGAAUCGUUAGAGAUAUUAUUCAGAGCACAAAGUAUUUGUAUUAUUUAAUAUGGACGUGUGUAAUAUAAGACCAUAUUUAAUUGGAAUAAAUAAUAUAUGAGUUGCUUAAGUGAUAUCAUAUGUUUUGCUU